GCCAAAGAAUGGCCACCAGAAGCUUCCGUCAUUGCAGCUCAAGCUUUGUCCUUCUGUUAUUGCUCCUCCAGCUUCCCUCGGGUUCUGGUGAACUCCAGUCGAACUACUAUGCUGAGAGCUGUCCGAACGCAGAAGAAAUCAUCAACCAAGAAGUCGCCAACCUCUAUGAUGAACAUGGCAAUACCGCCAUCUCCUGGAUUCGCAAUCUCUUUCAUGACUGCAUGGUCCAAUCCUGCGAUGCCUCACUUCUGCUAGAAUCGAAGCGUGGAAAGGGGAUCGUGUCGGAGCAGUCAUCUUCAAGGAGCAUCGGGAUGAGGAACUUCAAGUACGUGACGAAAAUCAAGGAGGCUCUUGAGAAGGAAUGCCCCACGACGGUUUCUUGCGCUGACAUCAUUGCUCUCUCGGCAAGAGAUGGCAUCGUUCUUUUAGGAGGACCCCGCAUCGAAAUGAGAAGUGGAAGGAGAGAUGGCAAAGAAAGUUACGCGAGUGUGGUGGAAGAAUUCAUUCCCAACCAUAACGAUUCAAUGACGUUGGUGCUUUCUUGUUUUGAAUCUGCUGGCAUCGAUGUAGAAGGAACAGUCGCUCUCCUAGGAGCUCAUUCAGUUGGUCGAGUUCAUUGUGUCAACCUAUACGAUAGACUUUAUCCGACUGUGGAUCCAACCUUAGACAUGGACUAUGCCGAAUACCUAAAAGGCCGGUGCCCAAUGCCGGACCCGAAUCCGAAGAAAGUGCGGUAUGCGAGGAACGAUAGAGAGACUCCGAUGCUGCUGGACAACAUGUACUACAAGCACUUGGUGGCUCACAAGGGACUGUUGCUAGUAGAUCAGCAGUUGGCUUCAAAUCCAAUUACUGCUCCCUUUGUGCAGAGAAUGGCCUCUGACAACAGCUACUUCCAGGACCAGUUUGCAAGGGCCUUGCUCACGUUGUCCGAGAAUAGUCCUCUUACAGGAGAUGAUGGAGAAAUUAGGAAGGACUGCAGGUAUAUUAAUGCAGACUAAAGGGACUUUCAUGGGUGCGUUUCCAAGGAUUGAGUCUAGAUGACUUGGGUCCUUUCAUGCUUGAGAAUAGUACAAACAUACAUUUUAAAAGUAUGUCUGUCUAUGUUCCUCUUUCCAUUUUGGCACGGAACAAAUUUCAGUGCAUCAUACUUUUUUGAUAUGAUUAGGUGUUAAAAUCAUGAAAUUG
This is a messenger RNA of Rhodamnia argentea, 1185 nucleotides long. Its product is annotated as peroxidase 21-like. NCBI's taxonomy places the organism in Eukaryota, Viridiplantae, Streptophyta, Magnoliopsida, Myrtales, Myrtaceae. Gene Ontology annotation, molecular function: heme binding; peroxidase activity. The record is from RefSeq and is a predicted model, not a curated record. Bases 9 to 998 code for a protein of 329 amino acids. Gene Ontology annotation, biological process: hydrogen peroxide catabolic process; response to oxidative stress. The transcript is spliced from 5 exons.